CAUGAAUCGACACCCAUAUGGGAUCCCAACACUUACAAGCCCCCAGGUUCCCCGAGGAAACGAGCCUUCCGUCGCCUGCCUGAAGACGGCCUGUGGGAGCCUCAGCCAUGGCAUCGGCCUCGGAGCCCAUGGUAUUCCGAGAGUUCUGUCCUCUGUACUCCCUCCUCAACGCCAUUCCCACCAAGAUCCAGAAGGGCUUCCGCUCUCUGCUGGUCUACCUCACGGCCCUCGACACCAACGGGGACUACAUCGCGGUGGGCAGCAGCAUUGGCAUGCUCUAUCUGUACUGCAGGCACCUGAACCAGAUGAGAAAGUACAACUUUGAGGGAAAGACGGAGGCCAUCACUGCGGUGAAGCUGCUGAGCUGCUUCGAUGACCUGGUGGCGGCGGGCACGGCGGCGGGCCGAGUGGCCAUCUUCCAGCUCGUGUCUUCUCUGCCCGGGCGGAACAGACAGCUCCGGAGAUUCGAUGUCAGUGGUAUUCAUAAAAACAGCAUUACAGCCCUGGCCUGGAGUCCCAAUGGAAUGAAAUUGUUCUCUGGAGAUGACAAAGGGAAAAUUGUCUAUUCUUCUCUGGACCUAGACCAGGGGGUCUGUAACUCCCAGUUGGUGUUGGAAGAGCCGUCCUCCAUUGUACAGCUGGACUAUAGCCACAAAGUGCUGCUGGUCUCCACCUUGCAACGGAGCCUGCUUUUUUACACGGAGGAGAAGUCUGUCCAGCAGAUCGGGACACAGCCAAGGAAAAGUACUGGGAAAUUUGGCGCUUGUUUCAUACCAGGACUCUGUAAGCAGAGCGAUCUAACCUUGUAUGCCUCAAGGCCUGGGCUCCGGCUGUGGAAGGCUGAUGUUCAUGGGACGGUUCAAGCUACAUUUAUCCUAAAAGACGUGUUCGCCGGAGGAAUCCAGCCUUUCGAGCUGUACCCACGCGUGGAGCCUUCGCAUGGGGGAGGCUGCAGCCUGUCUGAGAGGCAGCUGGGCCUGCUCUCCUGCUUCUUGCAGGAUGGCUGGGUGUUGAGCUGGAACGAAUACAGCAUCUAUCUCCUGGACACCAUCAACCAGGCCACAAUUGCUGGUUUAGAAGGAUCAGGUGAUAUUGUAUCUGUUUCCUGCACAGAAAAUGAAAUAUUUUUCUUAAAGGGAGAUAGGAACAUUAUAAGGAUUUCGAGCAGACCUGAAGGACUAGCAUCAAUAGUGAGAAAUGGCCUGGACCCCUUAGGAUGCUCAGAACGAGCCCAGGGGCAGCAGGUGGAGAAGCCAGCAGAGGACACAGCAUCUGAGACACGGCUCCGUGGAGCGUCAGUGGCCAGCUCAGCAGCCAGCGAGCCCCGGAGCAGGAGCAGCUCUCUGCACUCCACCGACAGUGGCUCGGGCCUCCCCGUGGCCCCGGAGCUGGGCAAGGCCGGCCAGCCCUGCCUACAGAGGUUCAGUGUCCUCAGCUCGGAGGACUUUGACCAGGAGCUGGUUGUGAAGCCUGUCAAGGUGAAGAAGAAGAGGAAGAAGAAAACAGAAGGUGGAAGCGGAAGUGCCUGUCACAGUUCCCUGGAAUCGACUCCCUGCUCUGAGUGGCCUGGCGACACUGACCUGCCCUCCAGGAGCCCCAGCAUGCCGGGCAGCGGUGGGGACCCACUGAUCACCGAGUCUCCUGAGCGGGAGAGCGGCCUCAGUGCUGAGGGGAGCAGGGUCGUAGCGGACAGUCGUGACCCUGAGACGUUCAGCAUCGUGGAGGUGGCCAAGUCUGCGCCCGAGUUCCUGGGUGAAGAAAGUGGUGUUGGAGCCCAAGUGCCAUGGAGUCACUGUGGUCGUGAGACGGAGGCCCUCAGUGCAGGGCUGGGUCUACACUUGCUCUCGAGGGAGGAUGGGACAGCUGAUGAUGUCUCAGGGCUCAGAGAGGAGCCUUAUCCUGUGGAAGACAGACCCAGCAGUGGGCAGUCACCCCUCCGAGAACAAGAUGGCUCUGCCAAGGCACUGGGGUGCCCAGAAGCCUGUGACUCGCAAGGUCUUGUUGCUGAAGCCCCGCUGCUGGAACCACCCCUGGCACCUUCCAGCCUCUUGUGGGGCCCGGGUGCUGAACAGGGGCAGCCUGUGAGUGGGGUUGAUGAAGGUGACCCUGAGGAGCACAGCCUGGAGCAGGACAUGUUGAGGGGUGCAGGGGCCCUUUGCCACCUUGGCCCGGACCCCUGGCAGGCUGUCUCCAAGGACAACACAGGGCAGAGGGCAGAAACACCCAUUGCAGAGUAUGACCCCGGGGGCAGCAGUGGACGGUUGGCUCCUGUGGCCCCUGCCUUAGUAGCCAGUGCCCGGCAGCCUUGGCUUGAGCCUCCCUCCCAGGAUGCAGCACUGAUGUCCAGUGAUGAAGAGGACAUCUACGCCCAUGGGCUUCCCUCUUCAUCCUCAGAGGCGAGUGUGGCUGAACUCACAGCUGCUCGUUCCCUGCAGGACCUGAACCAGCCAGGAGGGGAUGAUGCUGGCCUGCUCACGUCAGAUCAGUUUGCAGAGAGCUGGAUGGGCUACUCCGGGCCUGGCUAUGGUAUCCUCAGCCUGGCGGUCUCCGAGAAGUACAUCUGGUGCCUGGACUACAAGGGUGGCCUGUUCUGCAGCGCGCUGCCAGGCGCUGGGCUUCGCUGGCAGAAGUUUGAAGAUGCCGUCCAACAGGUGGCAGUCUCCCCUUCAGGAACCCUUCUGUGGAAGAUUGAGCAGAAGUCAAACCGCGCUUUCGCGUGUGGAAAGGUGACCAUCAAAGGGAAGCGGCACUGGUACGAAGCCCUGCCCCAGGCGGUGUUUGUGGCCCUGAGUGACGACACAGCGUGGGUCAUCAGGACCAACGGAGACCUGUACCUGCAGACAGGUCUCAGUGUGGACCGUCCCUGUGCCCGCGCUGUCAAAGUGGAGUGCCCGUACCCGCUGGCCCAGGUCGCAGCCCGCAGCAGUGUGGUGUGGGCGCUGACGGAGCAGCGGGCUCUGCUGUACCGGGAAGGCGUGAGCAGCUUCUGUCCAGAGGGAGAGCAGUGGACAUUUGACAUUGUCAGUGAAAGGCAAGCCCUGGAGCCUGUGUGCAUCACUCUCGGGGAUCAGCAGACCCUCUGGGCCUUGGACACCCACGGGAAGCUGUGGUUCAGAACUGGUGUCACGCCCAAAAGGCCGCAAGGAGAGGAGGACCACUGGUGGCAGGUGAGCAUCACAGACUAUGUCGUGUUCGACCAGAGCAGCUUGUUCCAGACCAUCAUCCAUGCCACACACUCGGUGGCUACGGUGGCCCAAGCACCUGUAGAAAAGGUGGCAGAUAAACUGCGCAUGGCAUUUUGGUCUCAGCAGCUUCAGUGUCAGCCCAGCCUGUUAGGGGUCAACAGCAGUGGUGUGUGGAUCUCCUCAGGCAAGAAUGAAUUCCAUGUCGCCAAAGGCAGUCUCCUAGGCACUUACUGGCAGAGCGUCGUUCCCCGGGGGACAGCCUCGGCAACCAAGUGGGCCUCUGUAUGGGCUUCUGCUGCUCCCACUCAGGAAGGAAGCUCUCUGUGGCUGUGCCAGAGCAGCAAGGACCUGUGCAGUGUCAGUGCCCAGAGUGCGCAGGACCGCCCCUCCACGGUGCAGCUGCCCCCCGACGCCGAGAUGAAGGCCUACUCUGCCUGCCAGGAUGCACUCUGGGCCUUGGACAGCCUGGGCCAGGUGUUCAUCAGGACCCUCUCCAAGAGCUGCCCCACAGGCAUGCACUGGACGAAGCUGGACCUUUCCCAGCUAGGAACUGUGAAGCUGACGAGCCUGGCCUGUGGCAAUCAGCACGUCUGGGCCUGUGAUUCCCAGGGUGGGGUCUACUUCCGUGUGGGAACCCAGCCCCUCAAUCCCAACCUGAUGCUUCCAGCCUGGAUCUCCAUUGAGCCUCCUGUGCAGCCUGCAGGGGUCGCCCUGGUCAGCGUGCACUGCAGCCCCAAUGACCAGAUGCUGUGGGCUCUCGACAGCCGAGGGAACGUGCACGUCCGAGUGGGAAUCACCGAGGAGAUGCCAGUGGGCACCGACUGGGACCAUGUGCCGGGGCUGCAGGCCUGCCAGUUGGCACUAAGCACCAGGACUGUGUGGGCCCGCUGCCCAAAUGGCGACCUUGCCCGGCGCUAUGGCAUCACAGACAAGAACCCCGCUGGAGACUACUGGAAGAAGACCCCCGGCUGUGCGUCGUGGCUCACAGUGACCUCCUCAGACGAGCUGUGGGCAGUGGGACCCUCCGGCUACCUCCUGCAGCGACUGACCAAGAUGUUUAGGCACUCACGCAGCACCCUGAAGAGUGGCCAGGCCACCACCCCCCACCUGGAGGAGCUGGAGGACGAGUGGGAAGUCAUCUGAACACUGGGCCAGCUGCUGCAAGGCUGGGAGGCCGGGAGCCCUGACCUGCGUGCACACUGCUGCUCGGGGUGUGACUCGAUGACCCUUGUUGGGCGCGUCUGGCCAGGCAGGCUGCACCACACUCCCUUCUGUCUUGUUUCCACCUCCUUCCAUACCUAAGGCCUCCGCCCAGCACCCAGGGCUGGUGCUGUAACAGCAGCCCCGUGACCUCUGGCCAAGGUCAUCUCCAAGCAGGUGCAAGCACUGUGGCUCCCUGCGCUCAGCCUGUGAGCAGCUCGGGCAGUGGGGCCAGCCAGGGUCCGUGCCGAGCAUGCACACACCACA
Messenger RNA from Ochotona curzoniae (black-lipped pika), 4652 nucleotides. It is a transcript of the gene TECPR2, whose product is annotated as tectonin beta-propeller repeat containing 2. Bases 108 to 4328 code for a protein of 1406 amino acids. Gene Ontology annotation, molecular function: protein binding. The transcript has 20 exons. Lineage: Eukaryota; Metazoa; Chordata; Mammalia; Lagomorpha; Ochotonidae. The record is from RefSeq and is a predicted model, not a curated record.